CGCGCCCCGCCGCGUGCCCACCCCCGCGCGGCUGCUGCAGUCUAAGCUAGCUCGACCACAGCCUGUCCGCGGAGCGGAUGCCUGAGCCCCAGCGGCGAGGAGCUCGUCUUGGGGCUCCUGGGCCGCGGCGGCGGGCAGGCGAUGCUCCAGAGGCUUGAGCAGCCAUGGAGGCCGAGACGGGCGGCCUGGAGGAGCUGACGGAUGAGGAGAUGGCGGCUCUGGGCAAGGAGGAGCUGGUGCGGCGCCUGCGGCGGGAGGAGGCGGCGCGCCUGGCGGCUCUGGUGCAGCGCGGCCGCCUCAUGCAGGAGGUGAAUCGGCAGCUACAGGGUCACCUGGGCGAGAUCCGCGAGCUCAAGCAGCUCAACCGGCGCCUACAGGCCGAGAACCGCGAGCUGCGCGACCUCUGCUGCUUCCUGGACUCGGAGCGCCAGCGCGGGCGGCGAGCCGCUCGCCAGUGGCAGCUCUUCGGGACCCAAGCAUCCCGAGCCGUGCGCGAGGAUCUAGGCGGUUGUUGGCAGAAGCUGGCCGAGCUGGAAGGCCGCCAAGAGGAGCUGCUGCGGGAGAACCUGGCUCUUAAGGAGCUCUGCCUGGCGCUGGGCGAGGAGUGGGGCCCCCGCGGCGGUACCGGCGGCUCGGGGGGCUCUGGCGCUGGGCCGACACCCGAGCUGGCCUUGCCCCCCUGCGGUCCCCGUGACCUGGGCGAUGGAAGCUCCAGUACCGGCAGCGUGGGCAGCCCCGAUCAGUUGCCCCUGGCCUGCUCCCCAGAUGAUUGAGGGCACAGCUUUGCGCCGACGCCCGCCCGGAUUGCUCCUCCCGCGCGGAGAUUGCGGUGGACCUCGGCACCCGGACGCCGCCCCCGCUGCGCACGAGGGGCCGCUGGCAUGGACUUAGAAACCCUAACACUGAGGAGGGCCCCUGGCGCUCGCUGGCGGGGCAGGAGGGGGACUGGAGGCUGGAGCGGCGGGACUUGCUGGGGGCUGGGUGGAGGCUAAUAAACUGAGGCGGAAGCAGA
Molecule: messenger RNA, 1012 nt
Organism: Balaenoptera ricei (Rice's whale)
Lineage: Eukaryota; Metazoa; Chordata; Mammalia; Artiodactyla; Balaenopteridae
Gene: CCDC85B
Product: coiled-coil domain containing 85B
Exons: 1
Coding region: 165-773 (202 amino acids)
Biological process (GO): negative regulation of DNA-templated transcription
Cellular component (GO): nucleus
Source: RefSeq, a predicted model, not a curated record